This is a messenger RNA of Uncinocarpus reesii 1704, 846 nucleotides long. RefSeq lists its product as uncharacterized. Gene Ontology annotation, molecular function: phosphatidylinositol-3-phosphate binding; ubiquitin binding; metal ion binding. Lineage: Eukaryota; Fungi; Ascomycota; Eurotiomycetes; Onygenales; Onygenaceae. Gene Ontology annotation, biological process: protein transport to vacuole involved in ubiquitin-dependent protein catabolic process via the multivesicular body sorting pathway; protein targeting to vacuole. The transcript is spliced from 2 exons. Gene Ontology annotation, cellular component: ESCRT-0 complex. Bases 1 to 846 code for a protein of 281 amino acids. The record is from RefSeq and is a predicted model, not a curated record.
AUGCAGAGCUCCAAGACCAACACUGCAGGCCAGACUUCCCUGCCUGGCAAUCCAUCACCGCUUAAUUCUGCGUCUGUCACUCCCGCCAACAAUUCUCCCACAUCCCCUCGCCUCCACCAUUCGCAACUGCACCAUGUCUCGUGCCAGUCCAAACAGCUGCGGCCGUUGAAAUCCCCUCUCUACGUGCCCGCAGUGUUGCGACCAACCGAACGCCCCUCUCGGUCCACUCCUUUAACCCCUCCACGAAGCGUCCACGACGUUUCCGAUGACACUCAUACUCGAGGGCCACCUCAGCUUUCACGCCAAUCAACCGUCGAGAGUUUUCGAAGCGAGGUCAGCAAAUUGGCCGAGGACGAAUGGCUGAAAGAACAGAAUUUGGGGAUCGUGACAGGCUCGCCGACAAGAGAGCAUUGGAAGGCCGAUUCUUCUUCCCCAUCUUGUGAUUCCCCCGUUUGCAAAUCGUUCUUCGGCCUGUUCAAUCGCCGCCAUCACUGCCGUCACUGUGGCCAUGUGUUUUGUGCAUCCCACACUCCCCAUACCAUCCCGCUCGACCAAAACGCGCGUUUCCACCCCGAUGGCAUUGCAUCUCGGGCAUGUGACCUUUGUUGGAGCGCUUACACCCGCUGGGACCAAACUCGAAUUGAUCAGCUUAACCAGAUCCAACGGGACCUAGCGUCACAGAUCGAGCGGAAUAAAAGUGAUGGUGCAUCGUCGGUGGUAUCCAAGGAAACGGACUCUGAUCAUGCUAGUGUCAUUGACGCGAGCUUUCUGCCUCCGCCAUCGGAGCAUCAGGAAAGCACUAUUGCGACAAGUGUCCCAAGAGAUUGGAGCUGGAGCACGUUCUAG